This is a messenger RNA of Rhincodon typus (whale shark), 1191 nucleotides long. RefSeq names its product histone-lysine N-methyltransferase NSD2-like. NCBI's taxonomy places the organism in Eukaryota, Metazoa, Chordata, Chondrichthyes, Orectolobiformes, Rhincodontidae. Bases 124 to 1191 code for a protein of 355 amino acids. Gene Ontology annotation, biological process: regulation of DNA-templated transcription. Gene Ontology annotation, cellular component: chromatin; nucleus. Gene Ontology annotation, molecular function: histone H3K36 methyltransferase activity. The record is from RefSeq and is a predicted model, not a curated record. The transcript has 7 exons.
GGGACAGAGAGAAAUGAGGUGAAACAUUGGAGAGAUUUUGUGCAGAUGGAAUGCCUGGAUUCAAGAUCAGUUGGUGUUUCUGUGGUGCACAGAGUGGAGUGUCACUAGACUUCAACAGGGCGAAUGAUGCGAUGUGUCCGCUGUCCUGUGGCUUAUCAUGGAGGGGAGACCUGUAUUGCAGCAGGGUCUGUGAUACUGACAGCCAACAGUAUUAUUUGCAGCAACCAUUUUGUUCCAAAAAAGGGUUACAGUCAUCAUGCUCAUGUCAAUGUUAGCUGGUGCUUUGUGUGUUCACGAGGGGGGAGCCUUUUGUGCUGUGAGUCCUGUCCUGCAGCAUUUCAUCCAGAAUGCCUAAACAUUGAUAUGCCAGAGGGGAGUUGGUAUUGCAAUGAUUGCAAAGCAGGCAAGAAGCCACGCUACAAAGACAUUAUCUGGGUUAAACUGGGUAGCUACAGGUGGUGGCCUGCAGAGAUUUGUCACCCAAGAAACAUUCCGACAAAUAUUCAAAAUAUGAAGCAUGAGAUUGGCGAGUUUCCAGUUCACUUCUUUGGAUCAAAUGACUACUUUUGGACCCAUCAGGCACGCGUAUUUCCUUAUAUGGAAGGUGAUAGGGGAAGCAAAGACAAUAAAAUCAAAAGCCUCAGCAAAGCUUUUAGAAAAGCUUUAGAUGAGGCGGCAGAACGCUUUCAGGAUCUCAAGGCUCAGCGGGAGACGAGAGAAGCUCAGGAGAAUGAGCGUAAUGGUAGAAAGCCUCCACCAUAUAAACACAUAAAGGUCAAUAAACCUUAUGGCAAAGCACAGAUUUAUACAGCUGAUAUUUCGGAAAUCUCGAGGUGCAACUGUAAGCCUACCGAUGAUCAUCCUUGUGGCUUGGAUUCGGAGUGCCUGAACAGAAUGUUAAUGUAUGAAUGUCAUCCAGCUGUGUGCCCUGCUGGUGUGCGAUGCCAAAACCAAUGUUUUACCAAACGUCAGUAUCCCGAAUCACAGGUAGUCAAGACUGCCGGAAAGGGCUGGGGCCUAAUUUCAAAGACUGACAUUAAAAAAGGAGCAUUUGUUAACGAGUACGUGGGAGAGGUAAUUGAUGAAGAUGAGUGCCGAGCAAGAAUCCGCUUUGCCCAGGAGCACAACAUUGCCAACUUCUACAUGCUAACAAUUGAUAAGGUAAAAUUAAAUCUUGCGCUAUUUAACUGA